Knipowitschia caucasica is the source of this 5421-nucleotide messenger RNA. The record is from the annotation of a GenBank genome assembly. Lineage: Eukaryota; Metazoa; Chordata; Actinopteri; Gobiiformes; Gobiidae.
AUGACCCACACAAGCAUCAUGGAGAGUUUCAAGACACGAUUUGAUUUCCCCAACCCUGUUGUACAAGCACAGAAUGUGCGGAACCUUGUCGCUGCUGUGUUGAAAGAAAAAGGGCAGAAUGGACAGAUCGGCCAGUCCUCCAGUAACGGCCCUGCCUUGGAGACCCUGUGGCUGCAGUGCUCUGGGGAGAAUGACCUGGUGCGGACAGUGUGCUGCGAGGCCCUGGUUCUGCUGGUGGAGCAGGGUCACGCUGAUCUGCAGUAUGUGCUCAACGGAGUCCUCAACCUGAUCCCCUCUGCCAGAAAUGUCCAAGGGCUGAUAAAGGUGAUUGGACAGCUGCUGCAGAUGCAAGCCGACCAGAGAGACCCCCGUCAACCAUUUCACUGUCCCUACUCUAUCAGGAGCAGCCCUCAUCCAUACAUUACGGCGCUGGAGAACCGCGCAGACUGCUGGGCCUCGCUGUUGCCGGAGAUUGAUGACUUCAUACGACGAGCCAAUGACAGAAAUGAGCCAGCGUACAUCACCAUGCUUCUGCCUUUCCUGCGCUACCUGUACUGCGAGCCCCAGAGGCUUUCCCAGCAUGCACUCCUGCGACACAACCUUCUCCGGGUUCUGCUCCCGGCUGGUGGAGUCUCCGGGAGGGAAUAUGAACCCGUGUCUGACAGCCUCCUGCAGUCCCUGUGCCAGCUGGUCCCACACAUGCAGGUGGAGAGUGUGGAAGCUGUGCUGGAGCUGCAGGCCUUCGUCAGAGCUCUUCUUCAUGGUCUGGUCGGGACGUCCACAGAGCGAUGGGAGACAGAGAGAAGCGAGCUGCUGCUACAGCUGCUGUGUGCCUGCCACCGCUGCCUCCAGUUACACGGAGACUGCAGACCCCUGCUCCAGCUCAUGCAGCAGCUGCUGUCUGCACGUCAACAGGAGGAGGUGCUGGACGAGCUGAUGCUGGGAGUUGCUUUGCUUUUGUUGGAGGCUCCAGCCGCUCAGCAGAGCAGCCUCCUCAACCUGGCUUUAUCGCUCGCCCCAGAGGACUCAGAGUUCUGUCCUUGGGUGGGUCCGGUCCUGGUUCUUCCUGUGCUGCAGCUUCAGUCCUGUCUGAACCUCACUGAACCUCUGACCGAGCGGCAGACGCACAAACGGAACCAGCAGCUUUCUGACCACCUGCUCCAAAGAGUCAGCAGCAAGCCUCCACAAGAGCCCACACUGAGUGGCCGUCAGCUGGUUCUGCCCCUCAGCUCCUGGUUCAGUGAGCUUAGCGUGGCCCUCUGCACUCUGCGGACAGUAGCGGCUGAUCCUGAAGCUGCGUGUGAUUGGCUGCUGUCCGCCCGGUCGUCUCUGUCCUCCAGUCUCAGCCUCCCCUCCUCCUUCACCCUCGUCGUGAGCUUCCUCCUGGUCACGGGGAGAGAGGACGUCUGCCAGCUGGCUCUGAGCACAGUCCAAAGCAUAGCUUCGGCUGACCCCUCACAGGUGCCUUCUCUUCUGCCCUUGCUGCUGUUCCGGUUGGGGCGAGAGAAGAGGCCUGAGGUGUCCCAUGCUGUGCUCCAGUGUCUGCCAAACCUGGGAACACACAAGCUGUGUUUUCCCAUGGUCCUCCAGACUCUUCACGUGCUCGCCAGCGCCCCCAAACUGCGCGCGGUGUCCAUGCGCCUGAUGGCCGCGCUGUGGAAGAAGCAGGACCGCGUUUACCCCGAGCUGCAGAGACUCCUGUCCCAACACGAGGACAGGGUGGUGCUGGGACGCGAAGCCCAGUGGGAGCAGCUCUUGUCCCGUGCUGCCUGCCUCCGGGACAUCUGCACAGAGAGACCAUACCAGCACGGAGGGGACAUGCUGGCGGCCAUUACCCUGAUGCUGAAGCAGUGCAGUAAAGCCGACCUGGCCACUCCAGCUGUUCUGGCUCUUCAAGGCCUGCACGAGCUCUGUCGGGCAGAGGUGGUGGAUAUAGUGUCAACGUGGAGAGCGCUGGGGCCUGAGCUGAGAGCUGAUUCUCGCCCACUGAUCGUCAAAGCCACCACUGAACUGCUGGCUCUGGUUCCUCAGCUGCAGGUCAAGUCAGAGGCGUAUGAGAAUCUCAAGGCGGAGGUGGUUGCUCUGCUCUGGAAUUAUACACUGAACAAGGAUCCAGAGGUGGCGAACUGUGGAUACAAGGCUCUGGCAGAGUUUCCUGAAGUGGACCACAAAGUCACCUUUAUUCCAGAGGCUGCCCGGCCUGUCUCUAAGCAGCUUGAGAAAGAAGAGGAAGAGGAAGAAGAGGGGAAAAAAGAUGAAGAGAAGGACCUGUCUGUGCCCGGUUCCUCUUAUGUGAAGCUGGUGUCUCUAACCCCAGCCUCUGUCCAACCAGGUCUCCAAACGCUCCUGACGUCGCUGGUGAAACAGGAGAUGAAGGAGAUGCCUCGAGGGGUGUACUUCUCGGCGCUGAGACAAGGCGGGCUGCGCUCUGAUCAGGGGAAGACUGUGGCCGGGAUCCCCUCCUUCGUGCUCAAGACUUACGAGAAGAACAAGCAGCCGGGACUCAAGCCGGGACUAGCAGGUGGUCUGCUCUUGUGUUAUGAGCUGCCGGUGCAGACAGACCGCGACGGAAAACCCAUCGAGCGCUUCUUCACGAGUCGCAGCCGCAGCUACCAGCAGACCCUCAGCACCCUCAUCCACGAGGUGAACAUCCAGCCGUCUGAGUGGCACCGCGCCCUGCUCCUGCCUCAGGCCUGGAGGAGCUUCAUGAGUCGAGCGUUUCAAGCUGCUCUUCAGGGCCGUCGUGCUGAUUUGGAAAUGCAGCAGAAACAAGGCAAAGGAGAUCCUGAGGAGCUGCAGUACCAACACCACUGUGCCUGGCUCUGGGCCAGAGACCAGCUGUCAGAUGUCAUAAAAAAUGCCAUUAAAGACAGCCCCGUGGUCCAGGGGAACUCCAUCCUGGCUCUGAGUGGUCUGGCUGCUGUUCUGGCCAAGUACGAGAAUAACUUGCCCACGGACAGCGAGGGCAGCCUGGGGGCCGGUCCAGAGUUUGUGCCCACCUCCAGCUGGUUGGCCAUGGUCCUGGACACUCUGCUCAGCAUCAUGUGCAGCAGCUACAAAGCCAAGGGACAGGUCUUUCCAUGGUUCCUCCACCGGUCGUACUCUGGGGAGAACACGGCCAGUGCCAUCGCCCGCUCCUGUGCCAGCCUGGCCCUGUCUCUGCUGGUGCCCGUCAUGGUGCUGUGGCAGAGGGAGGGCGUGGCCGAGGUCCUGGCCGUCCUCAGCUCCGCUCUGCCUGGGGCUCCCACCGCAGACGAGUCCCAGGUGGUCCAGUUCCACUCGGGGCUGGCUCUGGGCACGGUGCUGGCCAGCCUCCACCACCAGCGCCUCAGUGAUGUCUCAAAGCAGAACAGCACUGAGCUGAUGGCGAAGGCUCUGGACGCACUGGAGACCUGCUCUUUCAACCCAGACUUGGAAUACAAUACGGGUUGCCUGCUGGGUCUGGGCUUGGUUCUGGCGUCUCUCUGCGUCCACGGUCAGCCAGAGCAACAGUUCCACGCCACAAAGAUCCUGGGAAAGCUACUGGUCAGUCUCCAGGAGAGCAGGGAACAGAGCCGCAUGCAGCAGGAGGUGUUGGCGUACUCCGUGGCCUCGGCGUGUGUUGCGGCCUUCUCCUCUGGACUCAUCGAUGCGUCUAGAGCCGAGGAGAUCAUGACCACACUGCGCACUCUGACCGAGGACAGCCAGCAGACUCCAGGUUUCUCUCUGGCUCUGGGACUCGUGGUCCACGGUCUGUCCUCCGCUGGACACGGCAAAGCAGACGCCAUCCACCCUCGACUCCUGGCUGCGUGGAUCAAAAUUCUACUAGCGGAGGGCUGUCCGACCAUGCAGAGACUGGCUGCUGUCAACGGUCUGGUGGCUUUAGUGGGAUCUGAAACGUACCUCACACAGCUGAAGAGCGAGUCGGAGCUCUCCACUCAGCAGCAGACCCGGCUGAACGAGGUCAUCCGUGCCAUUACCCAGAUCAUCACAUUCUCUGGAGCCAUAGGUUUACAGUCCAACAGUGCGUGUUUAGUGGGUCACCUGUAUCUGGCCCAUAUGUCCACGAGCCACAGUCAGACCGCAGUUCCCUUAGACUUCAGCUACUUGUCUGAACGCAGCGUAAUCCGAGCCAUUGUCGACUUUAUCACAGAAGCCGGGAAAAAGGGUCCAGAGUUCUCCCACCCAGACCUGGUUAAGACCGCACUCAUCUCAUUGGCGUGUAACGGAUCGAGUUUUCAGUUCCCGCCCAUAAACUGGAGCUCUGUGCUGUCUCCUCUGAUGCGACUGGGAUUCGGAGAAGAGGUGCAGCAUCAGUGUGUGGUGUUAGCCGCCAGUCAGGCCCAGUCCUCCCAGAGUUCUGCGCUCUUCCUGGGGUCCUGGAUGUCGCCUCCUUUAGUGCACAGCCUCAGUCACCAGACGCGUGGUCACCUGUACGAGGCGCUGGGCGGGUGGAUGAGGCACGUGGCGGAGGACAAGCUGUUGGUGUUUGUGGAGAGCCAGGGUCUGCAGCACUUCCAGGACCCCCAUCGGUCUCAGCGUCUGCCCCUGUGUCGAUCCCUACUCCUGGGGCUCGCUCAGGCCAUGUCCCUCCCCAAUCCCCCCAACCACUGCUGGAGCCUCCUCUGCUCCACCAGCGAGAAGGUCUUCAACCUGCUCCCAAACAACAUCCAGGAUUCUGAGCUGGACUUGUACGUGGGAGUUGCCAAAUGCCUUUCAGAGAUGUCGGAUACCGAAAUCGACAGAAUAGCAAAAGUCACUGAGACCCAGAUGGAGAAAUGCUGUUUUGUCCUGUGCUACCUGACGUCCCAGGGCAGAGUGCCUCUGUUGGGGGUCAAUGACGUCAUCUCAGGGGUGCUCCGCGGUUGGCCCAGACUCAGAGUGGACUGGUUACUGCAGCAGACCUUCUACCAGUGCAGACUCGCAGCCAGCGCUCACACAGGUGUGAGCAAAAGAAUGGAGUGGCUUUUGGAGCUGAUGGGACUCAUACGAAACAUUGUGUAUGGUUCAACUCCUGUCUCUUGUGGAGACGUUAAAAUGGCCACAGACUUCCUGUUCCAGACGUUCUGCUCAGCCGUCGUGUCCUGGGGCGACCACUCCAUGCCCCUCCUCCUCGGCGUCCGGGCCCUGUGGUUCCCCUGGCAGUCCGAUCCCAGGCCUUCCGCCAUACGACACGGACUCUACGGGAAAGAGUGGCCCUCGGAGCGACCCCUGGCCCCCUGCGUCCUCGGCCUGCCCCACAGCCUGCCCCUGCUGCUGGCCAAAGACCCCUGGAGCGGGCAGACUCAUAAGUUCAUCGACUGGCUCCUCAGCGUCACAGAGGCCCCGCAAGAGAAUAUAUCCGCACCAAGCCUCUCUGCACUUAAAGCUUGUCUCCUGGCUUUGAGGUCCUGCCCCGAUUUCAAGAAGAAAACCAUUUGGACCAGAGCGUUCGGCUGGUAG